This is a messenger RNA of Colossoma macropomum (tambaqui), 18511 nucleotides long. It is a transcript of the gene zbtb20, whose product is annotated as zinc finger and BTB domain containing 20. Bases 761 to 2935 code for a protein of 724 amino acids. Lineage: Eukaryota; Metazoa; Chordata; Actinopteri; Characiformes; Serrasalmidae. Gene Ontology annotation, biological process: regulation of transcription by RNA polymerase II. The record is from RefSeq and is a predicted model, not a curated record. The transcript is spliced from 7 exons. Gene Ontology annotation, molecular function: protein binding; DNA-binding transcription factor activity, RNA polymerase II-specific; RNA polymerase II cis-regulatory region sequence-specific DNA binding.
CCGCCUCGGCCCCUCCGACGAAUGGUGGGAAAAAAUGGGAGGGCGCCGCCGGACUCGGGCUUUUGAGGUCCCUCUCUCCGAAGGAAGGUAGGCUGCAGCGUGUGUGUUUAUUGAUGAGAUGAAAGAAGAAGAUGGAAGUGAGACGUGAAGCAAAGUGAGGGAAAAUAUUUAAAAAAAAAAAGAAAAGAAGAAAAAAAAAGAGAAAAAAAAUAACCCAAAAAAACUCAAGCUCGGUCGUAAGAAGAGGAGGAGGGAGAGAGAGAGAGAGAGAGGGAGAGAGUGAGAGAGAGAGAGAGAGAGAGAGAGAGAGGAGAGGUGGAAAAAAAAAAACAAAACAAACCGGAGAAGCUGUGAAACGCUGUGGGCCAGUCUCUUUAGGAGCGAGCAGCGAUCGGUUUGGAUUGGCUGAAGACGACGACGCUGUCGGAGGGACGUCAGAUGUGAUCUGUGCAGCCAAGGCAAGGUGGAGGAACAAUUUCUCCAUCCCAAACCCAAAGAAAGGCGUCGAGGGAGUUUGAGCUGAAGUCUUAUUCUUCAAGCAACAAUAAAGGCUAAAAAUUGCAGUACAGCUGCUGAUGGCGAUCGUGAAGACUGUGUGAGGUUUGGACGGCGGCCGAGAGAGAGAUGAAGUGAGCGUCCGGCGGCUCUCCUCACACACUCGCCAGCACCAGCAAACCUGUAGCAUCCUGCCCCUGUGCCUCUCACACACACACCACUACCCUACAGAGCGCCAUCAGACUGUGACAUCAGUUGCAAGGGGAUGACCGAGCGCAUUCACAACAUCAACCUUCACAACUUCAGCAAUUCUGUACUUGAGACCCUCAAUGAGCAGCGAAACCGCGGGCACUUCUGUGACGUGACCGUUCGGAUCCAUGGCAGCAUGCUGCGAGCCCACCGGUGCGUUCUGGCCGCUGGGAGCCCCUUCUUCCAGGACAAGCUGCUGCUGGGCUACAGCGACAUCGAAAUACCGUCCGUGGUGUCCGUUCAGUCCGUCCAGAAGCUGAUCGACUUCAUGUACAGCGGAGUGCUCCACGUGUCCCAAUCAGAGGCGCUGCAGAUCCUGACCGCGGCAAGCAUCCUGCAGAUCAAGACGGUCAUAGAUGAGUGCACGCGUAUCGUCUCGCAAAAUGUUGGAAUCGCUGCUCCUGGAAGCUUCCCGGUUGUCCCUGGAGAUUCGGGACAAGAUACGCCCCGUGGGACGCCAGAAUCUGGCACGUCCGGCCCCAGCAGCGAUGCGGAAUCGGGAUACAUGCAAGCAACAUCCCAGCAAAGCCUAGAUCGGGUGUAUUCUUCUCUCUACUCCAGCUGCACUGGGUUAGGGUUGCAGAAUGGCACUCGAGGAGGCGAGCGCCCGCACUAUGCUGCCGCCUCCGGGGCGACUGCUGGCGGCUACAAUUCGGUCAUCCCACUGCAGCAGAAGGAAGGUGGUCAAGACCCGGCUUGGAUCACCCGCAUCCACGAGCGCUCUCAGCAGAUGGAGCGCUUCCUGGCUUCGACAUCAGAGAGCACACACUGCCGCAAGCAGCCAAGGCCCGUCCGGCUCCACACGGGCAGCGGAGACAACGUUCACAUCAAGCAGGAGCAGGGAGAUGACUAUGGCUGCUACGGGCUGGACGAGUGCCGGGAAGACAACGAGCAGACGGAGGGCGCCGACAGCGAACCGAAAGGUGAAAGCUUCGACUCGGGUGUCAGUUCCUCCAUCGGCACUGAGGCUGACUCCGUAGAGCAGCAGCAGUACCUAUCCGGGUUCGGCCGUGAAAAUGGCGCCCAGGGCGAGGGAGGAACCCCUGUGCAGAUCGAAGUCACCGACUCGUCCCCUGAACAGACCCAGGAGGCUGUGGAAGAUAACAACGGACAACCACAGAAUGCCGGCAGUGAAGUGGCCAUGCUCCAGCCUCCGCCUCCUAACCCUGCCGGGCCUCCGUCCGUACCCGGUGGGCAACUGUACAUCCGGCCCGGGGAGACACUGGCCAGCAACUUGCGCAUGCCGCUCACUCUGACCAGCAACACACAGGUUAUGGGCACUGCGGGCAACACCUAUCUGCCCACACUUUUCGCCACGCAGUCGGCCACCGAGAACAAGCCUUUCCUCUUCAGCCUGCCCCAGUCCAUGGGCAGCCAGCAGCCCCAAUUCGUGGCCGUGCCACCCCACAGCCUGCCUCCAUUUCCCAGCGGCCUCAGUGGUGUUCCCCCGCCAUCCGGGGCCCAGCAGCAAGCGGCUGCAGGGGUGGGACAGCAGGGUGAAAAGAAACCCUAUGCCUGCACUCUCUGCUGUAAAACCUUCACUGCCAAACAGAACUACGUCAAACACAUGUUCGUGCACACCGGUGAGAAACCCCACCAGUGCAGCAUCUGCUGGCGCUCGUUCUCCCUGAAGGAUUACCUUAUCAAACACAUGGUCACGCACACAGGCGUCCGCGCCUACCAGUGCAGCAUCUGCAACAAGCGCUUCACCCAGAAGAGCUCGCUCAACGUCCACAUGCGGUUGCACCGCGGCGAGAAGUCCUACGAGUGCUACAUCUGCAAGAAGAAGUUCUCCCACAAGACCUUGCUGGAGCGCCACAUGGCCCUGCAUAGCACCGCCGCCGGGGUCACCGGGGUCGCUGGGGUCCCUGGAGUCCCCGGGGUCCCCGGGGUGACUGGGGUGGCUGGGGUGACAGGCGGAGCCGGCGCCGGAGGCCCCGCCUCCAUCCCGGUUCCCAUGGCGGUGCCGGAGCCUGGGCCGGGCGUGGUGGCUUUGGCCAUGCCGGUUGGAGGAGGUGGUGCCGGGGGCGGAGUUGGUGGUACAGGAGUGGGCGUGGCCAGUGGAGUGGGAGUGGCCGCAGAAGCGAGCUGCCAGGAAGGGACCACCUACAUGUGCUCUGUGUGCCCUGUCAAGUUCGACCAAAUCGAGCACUUCAACGACCACAUGCGCAAGCAUGUCUCCGACGGAUAAGUACAAAUCCUAAAAGAGAAAACAAACUUCUUUUAACAACAAAAAAAAGAAUGAAAAGAAAAUGGCACUAGAUUUUUGUUUUGUUUUUUUUUUUUGUUUGUUUUGUUUUGUGUUUUUUUCCCUGAUAUUGGGGCAUGAAGAGUAAAAAUGAGUAUAGACACUGGCACAUUGAGUUUCCCAGAAAAAAAAAGAGGCGUUUUGUUUUUUUGUUUUUCUUUUCGUCGUUGUUAUUCUUAAAGAAUAAAAAAAAGAUGGUGGCCUUAAGGCUGUGUAGUUGGAUAACGAUCCACUGGCUGGAUCCAAACUACUGGCCUCUAAAUGUAUGAUUUCCUCAAAUACUGAUUUAUGUGUUGAACACUACCGAAAGGCCUGCGAAAGAUACAUACAGAUACAGAUAAAAACACAUUGAAUACAUACACACACACACAUACACACACACACACACACACACACAAACACACAAACACACAAACACACACAUACAGAUGAGUUAUUCGUAUGUAUGUGUUUAUAUGGCUGUGCUCGUGCGCGUGUGCGUGUUGUGCAGAGAUAAACAUUGCCGUGAAUAAACUUGUAGACGUUUUUCCCAUGUAGACCGUUUUGGACACUAUAGGCGUCCAAGCUUACUGUGGUAUACCUUUUUUAAAAAAAGAAGAGGAAAAAAAAUGAGCAUCUGGCUCGGGCUCUCGAUUCGUUCUGGAAAAAAAAGUAAUGAUGGUCACAAGUUUGCCUUUUUAGUGUAGGAUAAGAAAAGGAGAGUUGACACUGGUUUUUAUUUAUUACUAUGGUUUUUGAGGGAUAAUGAUGCAGCUGUUAUCAAGGUACAAGUCAACUUCAAUAAUUGUACUGAAAUGUAACUUCCUGUGAGUGAGCUGAAGAAAGAUAAUUAUUGUUUUAUCGUUUUUUUUUAGUUUUUUUAAAAAUCCUGACUCUUUAUUCGAUGGCGAGUUUACGAAGUUUGUUUAUAUUUAAAAAAAACGUCAGUAUUCGAGCAAAAAUGUUGAUUUUGUUUUGCAUACACUGCCACUAAGAAGACUGUUAUUUGACCUCUUCCACUUAAACGAAAAAAAAACAAUGUGAGACAGAAAAAACAACAAUGUUGUUUUUGUUUUUCUUUAAAGCUCUUUUGGCUUUAAUUGACUCAUCAAUCUCGUUCGCACCAUUUUUUUUAAAUAAACAAAAAAAAACAAGGAUUUUACAUUUGCAGUAAAAAGGCAGGCUUCGGUAUGCAAACAGGCCCGCCCUCGCUGCUACGUGAACGUGGCUAAGUCGAGGCUUGCUGAUGACAGCUGUAAGCUGGAUUAGACGGAGAGCGAUUUAGCGAACUGGACAGAAAUGACCUCCUAAAGGCCUGAAAAAAGAAAAAAAAAGGUUUUUAAAAAAAACCACCCGCUCUGUGUUUCCUGUUGGCAACGUCUAACCGUGACUCAGCUGUUUGGGCGGGUGGGGCGAAUAAAAUGCACUACUUCUGAUCUUUAAGCCCCACCUAGUGGCUCAAAUGGCCAAACAGUGUAUGGUUUUUUUUUUGUUUUCUUUUUUUUGCCCGACAGGAAUUACAGACGGUGUUGGAAGAAGAAGAAGAAAGGGCAAGAGAGAUAGAGAAGAAGACAAAAAGGACAAGAGCGAGAGAUAGAGAAAGAGAAAAAAACAAGGCAACUACAUUACUGAACCACAGCAAAAUAAUAAACCCGGUCAAUUUCAUUCUUUUUUAAAUAUACCACAGCUUAACAAGAUAAGACUCUCCAGACAAUAAGAUACAUUCCCGAAUUUCAUGGAUAACUAGACGUCGUGUGUGUUGAGUAGAUUUUUUUCCGAGACGUGAGACGAGAAGAGGUUGUAAUUUAAGUGUCAUGUCACUCAAAAAGCUCUGCGCUGGUAUUUUGGCUUCGUCGUUCUCGUAUUGUUCCAGACUCAUCCGCCUGCAACUGCAAUCUGGAGAUUUUUUUUUGCUCACUCCUUCAAGGACUUGUUUUUCUGUAGUUAGGAUGGUGAGAUCAUAAUUAGUUUGACUUCCUUUUUUGUGUUGGAAUUUAGUCCAAAAAUAAUAAGUUGUAGAUCACAAAAGAAGAAAAAAAAAACAACAGUGCUACUUUGCACACUUACUUCAAAUGCCUGUGCUUAAUAUUAAAUUGUUUUACUUAAGAAAUGAAAUUCUAUGAUUUUUUUCUUUUAUUUCUUUCGUUGGUUUUAAAGGAAAUAUCUUUCUUAAAAGCUUGAUAAGAGGACUGCAUUGUUUUCUUGCAUAUAUGUUGCACUGCAUAAACCGAUAAGUGCACUACUGUUACCAGAGAUGUUCUAGUUUUUAGAGAAAAAGAAUCAUUUUUUUAUCUAAUGUUUGGUUCUAGAGUUCACUUGUGUUCGAGUAGCUUUGUUCCUUUUUUAUGAUGAGAUGAUUAAAGGUUUCUCGGCUUUUGUUAUUAUUAUUAUCGCUUGCUAAUGUAUGUAUUUUACUUGUGCUGUGUUUUGUGCGAGCAUUUGUUUUUGUUUGUUUGUUUGUUUGUUUUUCUCCUAUUUAAAUCCGAACCAUCGUGUGAGCUUGUCCCUGGGUUUUAUUCGCCAUUUUAUUACUUUAUAACGUGUUUUCUUUUUCACCACUGAAUCCCUCCCUGUCUCCCCACCAGCAGUUGCUGCAUUGCAUACGUUGAGACAGACAGAUUCUCAAAUUUUUCUUCCCGUACGUAAAGCGUUCAUACCAAACUAAAUCCAAAACAAAAACAAAACGUUAAAAAAAAGUUUUCUAGCGUGUGAGUGUGCUUGAACGUAACAAUACGUGUGUUUUCGUAAACUGGUUUCUAUGGCAGGGUGGUUGUGCGCAGCUUUCCUUUCCGUGCUGUCCUAGAGGAUGUGCGUAUGUAUGUGUAGGUGUGCGUGAGCGCGUAUUCCCCUUUGUGUCGUAUGGUUAGUGAUGCCUGAACUGCGGGGCUUCCUUUGCAAUAUGCAGUGCAGGUACUUGUGAGGAGCAGCAGCAGACGCAUGUGUUUUCUCGCCGGCUUGUGAGUGCAUUUAUGACACACAGCAAUGGCAACUUUCACUAGAACAGUUACAGCAAAUAAAAAAAGAAAAAAAGAAAAAUAAUCCCUUCAGCCCUCUAUCCAGACAAGAAAAGAGCAUGAUAUUUCUCUUCCUGCUGACCUUGGCCUGACCCAGAGAUGAGUCUUCAUGCAUUACCUGACCGCAGUCAGCCCUGGAGUUGGUGAAGUUGUGAAGUUUUCUGCUCUGAAAUCUGCUCCUGUGCUUCUUGUGCAUUGAGCUUUUCUCAACAGAGAGUUGCAUUCAGACCUAAUCUAUACCUGCUGCAUCUGUAGCGUACUGUUAGUCACCACGGAUAAUAGUUUCAACACAUUUCCUUGAACUUAGAAAAGGACAGAAAAUCUACUCGCGCAAAAAUCCCUUUAAAUAAAAGCCAAUGGACAAUAGUCUCCAUGGCAUUCUUGGAGCCUGUGAAAACAAAUUAUAAAUUAAUAAAUUAAACUUAUUAUUACAAUCAUUACUCCACACCACUAUGCUGGUAACAAAUUCUUCCUCCUGGAAAACUAGUCCCACCUUUUCGGCUCAAUUUAUAAAUUUAUUCGACUAAAGAAUUCGUAUUUCUCAUAAAGAAGCUUUACUGAUGAAAUCCAGAAUCCCAUUGGCUUUAUUUUAAGUGAGGUUUGAGUCAAUGGGUCUCUGUUCUUUCACAAGUAUAGGGAACCGUGUCGAAACUGUCUGUGGUGGUCUUUUCACACACUACAGAUCAGGCAGAUGCUUGAGUAUUGCUUUAAACUGCCAUCAUGUCCAAACGUCAAAGGUUGGGUUGUUGGAAGGUCGCACUUGGCUUUGGACAGGACAUACGUUUUUCGGUGUCGUUCCCCUGUUGGAUGUUUCGGUUUGGUCUGAAUUUCCGUGAUGUUGCCGUGGUUUCCUUCAGAUUUCCUCUAGGCCUUGAGUUUGCAGGGCUUCUGUCAGCUGUGGGUGCUGCAGUGGUAAAACAGCUUUGGUGUGUGGAGUUACCGCUGAGUCUGUGCCACAAAACUGCCACUCAGACGCUUCUUUCGCUAGUAACGGCGUGAAGAGCGUUUCAUGGCUGUCACAUUCAGCCCUGAAAAAGUUGCCCUUGAUCUUCCCUUGAGGAAACUUCAGAUGGCUGUUGUUGUUAGAUUUAGGGGGAAAAUAAUGCUUGAGAGAAGAAUGACUUUUGGACCUUUUUUGUUUCGCAGUUUCUGAAUGCAGCAAUUUCUAACAGGCUGCCAAGUUCCUCUACCUGUCCUUGAGUACCCAAUUAAAGGCUAUGUACAUUUUCUCUCCUUACAAAAGGAUUCAACAUCAGCUCAGCUGUCUUGAAACAACAAAAAGUUAAAUGAAUUAGAACUAAUUUAUUCCCAAACAUGUUGAACAAUGUUCAAAUACACAAAGGCAACAAGAAAUGCUGAAAAAAAAUGAUCAAAAAUGAUAAAAUAUCAUCCGCCCACAGAGCGUCCACGAGUGGAAAUGCCAGGUCAGGGCAAGCGUGCACAUUUUUCGUGUUUAACUCUUCAAACAAGCACUAUGGUAGUGAGCAGAUAAAUCAAUAUCGCUUCCAAACGAAUGAUUAGAUGAGGUACACUGUUUAAGAUAAACAAAAUCUUUGACAAAAAAAACAAAUGCAUUAUAUUGGCCAUCAUGUCUGUGUCCUUAAAAAACAGCCUUAAUAAUAUUUAAAUAACGCAACCAAAUGCACUAUUGACUGUAAAGGUGCUUAUCCAACGAUGUUCUGCUUUCACAAACCUUUCAUACUACGGCAGAGAAAGCGAGCAUGUGUGCGUGUGAGGGAGAGAGAAAGACCAUUACAUUGCAAUACAGUAUUGGAGCUUUUUCUUGCAAAAAGCAACGGAGGAUGUCAUUCUCUCCCUGCUAAUUCACUCGCACCCACACUUAUACGCAUAUAUACAGAAAAAAAAACACAAAAAUGACAAAAAAAACUCACUUGGCCAUGAUUUUAAACGACAAAACCCGACUGCUUUGCAUCUUCGGCACCAUACGGAGGUACUGCUCACUGCUCUAGCUUAAUUUCAGUACAGCUCUAUAUAAUAACCAUGCGUUUUAAAUGGUGAGGAUUUUAGUCACCACCACCUAGUGUCAGAUAUCAUAUAUAAUUGCUGUCUCAUAUUACUGUCUGUGUUGAAGUGUUAUAAUAGGCUCCAAAGCCCCAAAUCAGUGUGACUGUUUGUACAUGUGUUUAAAAAAAAGAGGAAAAAAAAACAAAAAAAGGAGAAAUCUGUCUUUUUUCCACCUACUCUUUGUUAAGCCAAAAUCGUGUAGCUUUUGUGAAUUUUUUACAGCUUAAUGUCGACACGAAUUUAAGACACAGUUCAGAUACUCAAAUUUGCAUAGCCUGUUCAUUGUUGCGUCUGUAUCGAGCGCCCGCAUCAUGGGCGAAUUGGGGGGGGGGUAGAUUCACUUCACUUCUUGCGUAGUACAUUUUUUUCCUUAUUCACAUUAUAUACUUGCAACUCUUUAGCAUAUACUUAGGUGUUUGGUUUUGUUUCUGUAGUUACGUAAGGUGGUCGUUUUGAGUUUUAUCAUGCUGUUUUUUGUUUUGUUUUUUUUUGUUGUUUUUUUUGUUCUUUUGGUGUACAGUACAGAUACAGGAUCCUCUUUGCUUUCACAGUCAGUUUAUUUCAUAUGAGUUUAUCGUAUUUUGUUUUUUUCUCUCCGCAUUUUCAAACAGUGUGUCAGUUUCUUGAUCUAUACAUUAUCUGUUUUUCCUUGCUGGUAGUUUUUUGGGCACAGAAAACAAGAUAGAAUCACACGCCGCCAAUCCGGUGGAGUUUUUCCCUUUUUGGGUAAUAAUUUUUCAAAUAGCUGGUCUUUCAGUUUUCUUGCACAAUCAAAGACGUUAUUCAUAAUAACACGUGAUGCUGGCUUUCAGCAAAAGCUGUAAAAUUCUGUAAGACUCUUUUUUGCAAGUGUUUCAUCCACAGCAGUUUUCUUUUAAACAGUUUAAUCUAACCACCACACUGGUCAUAAAGCAGUUACGAAACAAAAAAAAGGCUAAUAUACUCACAUCAACAGCUAUAGCAUAAAUACUCUACCAAUGUUGUACAUUGAGCUUCUUCCUGCCCUUCUUUGGAAGAAUAUAGUAGAAAGUUUAAUAACAAAGUGCCUCUUUGUAUAGCUCCAAGCAUGAUAACCAUACACAAAAACACUGUCAGUUUUCAUCCAUUAUAAAAACAUAUGCCGUUGGCUAUAAUAAUAAUAAACAAUAAUAAUAAAUAAUAAUAAUAAUCAUAUUAAUACUUGUACAGUAUUUAAUCAUUAACGUCCUUACUUGCAAACAAUCACUGCCUAAAUUUAUUAAUCACAUGCAUAAAUUUACCGCCAUUUGUCUGUGAGCGAAGUUUUGAAGACUACCAGCAAUAAAUACAGUUCAAUCUGAAAAAACAAAACAAAACAAACAACAAAAAAAACCCAGGCUUUGCCUCGUAUUAUUUUAAGGACCAUAAGUAAGGGUGGUGGCUUUUAACCCCUGAAAUCACCAAAAUAAAGCCUCUUUUGUACUAAAAAUUUUGUCCAAAGUGCCCCUGACCCUAAAAAUCAUACUUUCAAAAAAAAAAUUCAUUUUGUAAUUUCCUUGUGAUAUUUUUUAACUUAAUUUCACAAGCGUAUUUUGUAAAUCACAUGGCCUUCUAUUUAAAGCGUCUACAUUUAAACCAGUUAAGUCCAACGAUAGAUAUAUUUCUUUUUUAUUUUCAAGGCACUAACAGUCGCCUUGUUGUGAGGAAACGUGUCCGAUUUGACUUUUCAAAUCCUUUGAAUGAAUGUUGAGUGUUGAGAGCAAAUGGCUUUGACGAGUGCGUGCUGGAAUACACAUUAUAAACAGAGCAUUAUGGGAUGUAUAUUGCUGACAAGCUGUCCUGGCAUACUACAGUACUGUUUUCCUUUUAUCAGAGAGAGAUUGAAGGGGUUUAGUAGUAAAAGUGUAUCAUCAGAACGUACCUGGAAAUAAUUCAUUUAUUUUAUCAACUUAUUUAAGUUCUAGAUUUCUUUUUUUGAUGUCAGAUCGCUUGUUUCGUUUUCUUUCUCAACGACAGUACUGGACGAUAUUCUCAGUUCAUCAUAUGCUAUUCCACUGCAGAUCCAAAGACAAGAAAAAACACUCUAUUUAUGGCCGCGAAGGUUUUUAAGAGGCAUUAUAAUACACAUAUUCUACAGUUUAUACAGAUUUUAACAGGAGAGAUUUGUUAACAUAGCUACGGAAAUUCUUUACAGACAGAUAUUUAUGAAAGCGCGAAUGCAGAUACAGAUUAUUCUUCACUUAUCAUGCGAGGAGGCGCGUUUCCAACUCAGAGCAGAAUUUGGUAUAGUAGUGCAGUAGGACUUCAUGAAUGCCGUACGUCUGAAAUGAACAACCCUCAUAAACUUUGCAGUAGUAUUGGUGGAAGAUGACCUUCUGUGUUGACGCGAGACAGGUUUAAUGUAAGGAUUUGGAUUUAGGAAGUCAUCCUAGAUCAGCAGCAGGGAUAACUUGUGCCAUUUGCUGAAGCCUCGAGCGGAAAGAUUUUGUAUUUGAGGGCUUGUAAAGUAGUUUUGAGUGUGAGGAUGACAGAUGGCUGUCCUUGUGCUCGCUAUGCUGCAAGUGGAGGUGAAGCCAUGCUUUCACCCACCCUCUCCACCCUCUCGUGCGCUUCUCAUCUCUCCCACAAUCAGUUUACCUAGCAAAAAGAAAGAAAUGAAUUGUUCUCUUUGGGCUUUUUCAGUGGCGUUUGCCUGAUGCUUCUCUUUAUUAAGGCAAAAAUAUUGCAAUUUAACAUCGUACCAUCUGCUAACAAGAAUGGGAAAAGGUCCCUUUUCAUUAUAACAAUGAUGAUUGUGUUUAUUGGCAUUUUAAGUCAAACAAUUUAAUCAAAAACAGUUUUUUUUUCUCCACGGUGCCUGACCAAAAGUAGUAGGCAAUUUCCUUGGCUAACUACGACGCCACUUGACUGAUGGAACGAAAUCAAAUCAUUCAAAUUCAGCGCAACAGACCAGCUCAGUUUCCUAUUAUUCACAGCACGAGUACACAAAAAAGUGUGAGGAAAUCAAAGUGGUAUGACAAUUGAUAUGACACACAGGAGCCAAGAAAAGCCAGACAGCAAAUAGAUAAUGUAGAUGCCUGAGAAUGUCAGUGCAUGAGAAAGAAAGGAGAUCUUAGACAAAUUAUUAUUUUUUUUAAACACAAGGCUACUAAAAGACUGAAAAGAUGGUGCUAGUAUGGUAUUUCUAAAAAUGAUGCUAUGAUUUGGGUAAAAGCUGCUUCUUGUUAUGCUUGUAAGGGCAGUGUGGGUUUUUUUUCCUUCAGCAGAUAAACUAUUUGUAGGUGUCUAAGCUGUACAGAAUGCAUGAUGGCAUCCGGCAAAUAAUGACUGAGAAAGGCAGCUUCCAGCUAACAGUGCCUGUUAGAACUUUAACUAACAUCUACGCACACAAACAAGUCUUUUUGCUAUCGAAACAACUUUGUUAUUCUCUUGAUGAUACGCACAAUAAUUUGACUUCUCCGUUAUUUACUCCACAUCUUGGUUUUUGUAUGUUGAUAAAAAGUCUACAGGCCAUUCUCUGUGAUGAGGCAGUUUAACAUGAAUUCAUUAAUGGUACUAAACUGUACCAGACAAGAAAAUAUGGCAUGACUUUUAUUUAAUUUCGAUUUUCAAAUGUCAAUUAUAACCCAUAUACGCUCCUUAUAAAAGAGUGUUCCGCAUAAUUCAGAUUAAAUGAUUUUGUAGUACUAUUUCCAGUAGCCGCCCCUUUACUGUUCAUAUAUCUUGCCAUUUUUCUUCAAACAGUAAGAUGAACUUUGAUGUCAUGCAGUAAUCUAACAUCUGUAAUUACCCUGUACAUGAUUGAAGUAUUAUUAUUAUUACUGUCACUGCAAAUUUGAGUUGUCCUUGUAUCUCUUUAGGAGUGUUUAGAUUGUUCUUUGGGCGUCAGUAUUGUAAUCUAUAGUGAUGGUGGUUUUAAAACAGCCAUGUCGGUUUGUACACAGGGUUAGUCGUAUUAGCUUUAGUUUUGAUGUUCUAACUUGGCCUUGUGAAAGUAACAGGCAAGCAAGCAAAAGAAACAUGGUUCUGGCUAACUAUUAUUCAUAAUUCACAUUCCCCCCUCAGAAAUCCCAAACAUUCCUCAAUUUUCUAAUCCAGUUUCUGACUAUUCAUCCCUAAAGUUUGGCGUUCUCUUUUCAUGUGUUUGCUGGAAUCUUCAUUUGGUAACUCACUAUACAUAAUAUGGUUAAAGUCAGGCAAAAUCAGCACAAGUGAAAUAUUUCAAAUGUCAAAAGUAUGCAUUCCACCAAGCCUGAAAAAACGUUAGGCCUUUGAAAGCGUCCUAUUGCUGCAUUUGUUAAACUGACUAAAUAUAUAAAUGUGUAUUUUUUCAAAAUUAUUUUUCAGUAUUCUGACUUGCUCUUCUAAUAACCAUGCUGGGCUGUUAACAUUCUGCAAAAACUAAUCAGAUUCCAGGUAGAACAUUAUGCUGAAAUUGUUGCCAGUUUCGCCAAUAAAGCAACAGCAAAUAACUCCACUCAUCUGGCAAAUACUCUAAUCAAAGAUCCCAUUUCAGAAACUAUCCAUCAAUCACUACCCUUUAAUAUUCCACAUGGCUUCUAAAAGGCAUCUACUUGUUGUUGUUUUUUUUUCUUUUUUUUCCACACCAAUUUGCUCAACAUUUGAUUUUAUGAUUGUUGUGCUCUGUUCGCGUGCACAACUUUACACAAUAUGCAGUUACAUGACCUGAGAUUCGGUUUAGUCAGUGGUGCCACCACACAGCAACUGUCAUGUGUCACCAGUCGAAUCCCAAAGGUGACCACCAGCCAAGUUUUUAAUGUAGCAAUGCUGAAAAACCCAUGACAAUAGAUUGCCUUUAGGUCUUUUGAGCAGGCCUUUCAAAGCCUCUCACUUGUCCUCCAAAUAACAUCUAUGUCUACAGUCAAACAGAAUAACUUUCACUGUGCGAUCCUUUGGGAGACCUAAGUUUGUGUGUGGAUGAUUUUUGGAUUGGUUCCUUUGCUUGUAUAUGUGCGCUGUACCCGCUACACUUGGCAAAUCUAUGCUAGGUAUGCUAGCGCUAGGCUAAGGCUUCUGAGGUCUUUGAAUCAAUUUGGACGUGCUGAGCUUCCAUUCGGGCACACUUUGUGUUUUGCAGAGGCAUUUGGAAACUACUUUGGUUUUCUUAUUUGCGUUCGCGUUGGACAGAACUGAUUUUAUCAAACGUCUAGGAAAGAUAAUCGUAGUUCCUGUAAACACCAAAGAACAUUUUCAAAUUCCAAGCAGAUGUAGUAAUGUGAUUUGUGAGAGAAAAAAAAGAAAUGAAAUGUGAAAUAUAUUUUGGCUAAAAUUUGGUUCUGAAUUUUCGGUAUCACCCAUCAUACUAACAAACACAUUGGUAAACUAUAAGUUGGAAGGUUCACAUAGCUAUCACUGACCAAAAUGUUGUUUUUACAACACAUAAAGAGAUAUCAAUAUCCAUAAAAGUAGAGGUGCAGCUCAUUUAUAAAAUGUGUAAGUGUUGCAGUACAGUAGUGAUUUAGGAGAAAUCAUUUUAAAACGUGAACUAUUUUUCAUCCUAAGUCCCUUGUUAAUGCACAUUGAGUCACACCUGCUCUGUUUUAUUCGUUUCUCGUUGUCUGUUCAUUAUGUGAUAACGUAUAACUAGCCUUGUGUUUCUUUCUCAAAGAACUGACAAAGUAAAAUGCACUGGACUGUUGGUCAAUAGUAACAAUUGCCAUGUGCAAUUUGAUUUUUUUCCCUGAAUGUUAUUGUAAAAUUUUUAAAAAAUGGUAUCAAUCUUCCUGUCCCUAGUGGUGGAAAGGAUUUGUAGAUUUUUUGUUUGUUUGUUUUUCUUCUUUUUGAUGAAUCAAAAUGGACCAAGCUGUUUAUUUGUUGUGUUUGCACAUAGUAGUGUUUUCGAUUUUUUGCGAUGUAUUAAGGCCAUCAAGCGACUCCCUGUCGUACCGUGACAAGUGAAAGAGAAAGAUCUGAUUCGUUCAUUCAAAAAUCCUUCAAAUGCCAUGAAAAAACACCUUGUAACUAAUUCUAGUGCCUGUUAGACAUGUAUUUCACUCUUCCAGCAAAGAACUCACUCAGUCUUAUAGAUGGAAUCAUGUAAAAUCACACAGCGAACAUGAACAUUUACCUGUUAAUGAAUUUGUGUCAUCAUUUCAACCUAAAGGACCAAAUUCCCUAUUUUUUGUGCCGUGGUACACAAUCAUAUAACAAUAACUAUUAUUAUAUAGUGUAAAUAUUUGGAUGGAAACCUUCAUAUCAGAGUAGAAUGUAACCCCUUGGUAAUUAGAAAGGCAAUAUAAUGGUGAAGCAUGAGCUCAUUUAGAAUUAAUUUAGCUUACUUGGGUUAGAUAUUUGUCAGCAUAUACACAUAUAUAUAUUUCUAUACAGUUGCAGGACAUCGAAACCUACUGUGGGUCAGUUAGGAUCAUCAUCAUCACUUCCCUGUUCUAUGAUGUACAUUUUAGUACUGUAAAACUGGAGACCUAUGGAUGUCCACUUUCAAGAUUAGGCUAGUUCAUGUAAAACAAACAAAAAAACAAAAAAAACAUGCUUUUUUCUUUCAUUAUGCUAUUUAUAGCCAUAUCUUACACAUUCUUGUAGGCAAAUACCUUCUUAAACACAUAUAAAGCACUUAUACAUAAUUUAUUUUCACCUUUUUCAUAAUCGCCCUGAUCGCGUUCAUACUAAAGGUUUAUAUUAUGAUAUACAAUAACUGUAGAAAACUGGGCAGAAGUGGAGCUGUUGUAGUAAAGGUAUAUUUGACAUCUUUCAGUAACUAAGCAACCCUAAAUUAUAUGCUGCAGUAACAAUUUUCUUUUGUACGGUGUUCUUUAGUGCUCUAAGUUGGUUUGUCUUUUUUAUUACUGUUUAAAAAAAAAAGUUUGUUUGCUUCGUGAUGACUGCUGUUUUGAGGUAGGGUAUAUAAGGGUUUUAUAAAUGUGUGUACAAGGCCGUUUUAUACUUUGACUUGUCAAACACUGGACUAAAGUGAGUCUUCGUAUAUAUAUAUAUAUAUAUAUAUAUAUAUAUAUAUAUAUAUAUAUAUAUAUCAAAGUUAUCCUUAGUGAGACAUGAACAAGCAGCACAGUACACAGCAUUUUGAAAACUUUAUUUCGAUGUGAACGUUUCCAAACAUCCCCUCCCAAAUUCCUAUAUUAAUAAUAACACGGUGUUAUUUGUAACAUAUACAAAAAGGGAAACCACUGAACUAACAUUUGAAAAAACCACUAAGUAUAAAGCUGUCUCACUCUAUCAGCCAGAUAACGUGGUUGCACCUUUUCACGAUCCUAUUUGACGUUAAAUCAAGCUACCACUUCUCAAACUAGAAAAGAGAUUUGCACUAAAAUAAUUUUCAGUCUUCUUCAAGUGUUUUUUUCCACCGGGCAGUGCGGUAUGGCAUGGUACAGAUACUAAUCCUAACCCUGAACUGUUCCCAAUGUACAACAGAACCGCAAACGUAGACGGGGUUUUCUUGAGGUUGUGUGGUUACAUCAUUUCUCAGUUUAACAGUAAACACAACAGCAAAGUGGAGGAGCUUCAAGUUCUGAUUCAGCUUUUAGUGCAUUUGGUUUUAUGUUCAGAAACACAAACAGCGAUUUUGCCUAAUGUUUUUAGAAAUGCUGUCGUCUGACUCGAGUACGACAUGUGUUGACUGCGUUUGACCAAUUAGUGGUCUGUACUGUUUCUUACUCUAACCAUCAUUCUGGCUCAGCACACUUGGCACCACAGCAAAAGGGCUUUUCCCAAAAAGGUGCCCUGAGCUCUGUAGUCCUCCUCAAAGUCCAGACUACAUAUGUCAACAACGUGCAGGUGUACAGGGCAAAACGUGCCCAUGUACAAUGGCUCAAUAUAGAUUACAAGCCUGAUGUAUCUGAAUGGCAAGAUGAAUUACUAAGCAAGUAUAUUUUAGCUCCUGAAUAUCUUCUUCUACGCAAUGUUGGUAAACAAAAUCCUCCACUCUGAUUGGUCUUCCCCUGUAUCUCAAGGAAUUUUGUUUAGGAGGCCGCUGUGAUGCGGCCCUCCCCAAAGACGGCACCAAGGGCCCAAAGAGGGCGCUCUUCAGUUCGCCUUUGAAUAGCAAAAUGAGAAAUGGGACAGCCUCAUGAACCUCAAGGCCACAUGCAAAUGAAACCACAAAUAUGCCAAGUAAGAUUGGGGUAAACGGAGCACAGGUACUCAGCUAUGAUGGGCACUUGGCAAAGGAAUUGAUGACAAAAUGUGUGAACACAAUCUGUAACCGUACCAACCAUGCGGCACUGCCUGCUGGAAAAACUCCAUUUGAUAAACAGCAAUAGUUUAUGACGCAGAACAACCUGACAAAUUAUUUUAAAAACAGUAGUAUAACAAACUAUAAAAGCUGUGUGUGCACUAUAACUAUAGCACGAUGCUGUGUUUCUAAUGAAAUGAGAUAUUCAAGGAGGGUUUCUACAUUAUUUGUGUAUAAAGGUACAGAAUGGAAGACGUGUGAUGCUGUCAAGGCUCGCGCGGCGUACAUAGAUGCUCACGUAAGCGGAAACGUCUGAGUUUGAGGCGCAUAAAAAAAUUGUACUUCCUGUUUCCUCGCGUGAUUGUUUUGGACGAAAUUUGACGAACUGCUCUCACAAGCCCCCUCCGCCCCUGAGCGAGAGGGGGGGAUGAAGAAGUGAAGAUACGUCCCAGAAACAUGAAGCCACCAUAAACUGGUCUUUCAGAAAGCGAUAAAAUCGUACAAAGUUCAUGCAGGCUUACUAUCUGUAUGCUGAAAUAGAUGGAAUUAUCCUUCUUGCUAUGGUUUUUUGAAUUUGUCGUCGUUGCUGGUGUCGUUGCUGCUUCCGUCAUCACUCUUUCAGACAGUUUAACUGAUUUGCAGUCAUCAGAGUGGCGACAUGUUUCUGGGACGUGGCUUAAAAGAUACAAAUUUAUGCUGAAAGUCACUUCGUGUGACUUUACCAAUAGGAAAUGCGCUUUUCCUUUCAGUGUGUGACGUCAGUUAAACGUAAAAAAUUACAGUCCACACGUAUAUAUAAGUCAUAAUUAUCCAUGAAGGAAAGUGAGGUCGGGAUUAAAGCCAAUAUAUACAAAACAGCUGGUUUCCUUUAUGGGUAAUUAUACGAGAUCAAUAAUAAGCAAAUGAUAGCAAUCAUAAAUAGUGACAAUUUUUGAUUUUUUGGAAAUAGUGGCUUUCCUGUUAUAACCGCUUCGUGGUGUUAUUGAAAGGUGUUGCAGUAUGUCUAAAAUUGUUGCGUGUUAGAGGAAGCAUAAGUAUGUGCCUUCAUGUUAUCUUCUUGGUGAGCUUGUUAUUAUUGAGAAGCUGAAGCUGAAGCCAGCCAAUUGUGUUUGCACUAAAAACCAAAAUUGCUUUUGUGAUGUAGGUUAUUUAAGCAAGCUUGUUGCGUCACUUUAAACGUGUGCAUGAGGGUGAUACUUUGGUAAGUCCUAGGGCUAGAGCUCUCAUAUGCUGAUCUGUAAAAACUAGUGCAGCUUAGGAAAUCCCCGGGAAAAAAAAGAAAUAUCUCCGCUUCGUUCUGUGUCGUAUUUGGUUGGACCCAUCCCAUUCCUUCAUCAUGUCUUGCAGUGACAUAUUCCACACUGAAUAUAUAUCUAUGUAUAAACACGAUGCAUAUAUAUUCUAAAAAAGAAGAAAAAAAGAAUAAAAGAAACAAGCAUAAACAGACGAAUAUUUCAUCAUGCCACAAUAGAGUAUUUUUUACAUUGUCUGUGGAAGAGAUAGUCACGCAUUUCUCUGAAUCAAUGGGGUUGCAUGAAUUCAUGAGGUCGCCUCGAGACUAUUGGUCAUUAUAUUUGGGUUGUUUUUACUAAGUUUGUGUUUCUUUUGUAAAUUAUUAUUAUUAUUAUUAUUAUUACUAUUAUUAUUGUUUCUUGAAAUCUAAAAAAAGGCCUACAUGCUUUGAGUCUUACAAAUGCACCUUAUUCUUGCCUGACUGAAACGAACAGACAGGCCUUGUAAUAUCUCUAAUUUAGCACCUUACUACACAGCAUGAUUUCACUUUAUGCCAGUUUUGCUAUACUUCCAUUGCAUAUGAUUUGAAAUAAUAAUAAAAAAAUAAACCUUAUAUAUUUUGUGAAAAUGUUCAAAGGGAUGUGCCAAAGUUUGGAGGCGAUCUCCCUAGUUUUUAUGCUUAUUAUUCUUUUAUUUCUCUUCUCCUUCAGUUAUUACAAUGGUAUGUCAUGUAACCUUUCCUAUAAAUGUGUUUAAGGACAAUUUAUUUCAGCAAACAGUAUCAUUACCUGCCAUUUUACAGUAAGCCCUGUAUUUCACGUAUAUUUACCAGUGAUGUGUAUUUGUUAUUAUACAGAAAAUAGCCGUAAAAGCUUCAUUAUGUUACAUAAUAUUGUGACUUUUUUCGAAAAACUGUGAAGACUUAUCUUGCAUAUACUUUAUACAGAAGUAUUAAGCCUUAAUACAAAAGACUAAAAAAAGGAGUGGAAGAAUAACUGAUUGUUGCAAAGUAAGGAUGAUUUUUUGUAAAUGUUACCAGCACUUUUUUUGUAAUUUUCACUCUCUGAGGUAUUGUACAAGUUCACGCUGUUUGUGAAGUUUGAAUAUGAAGGAAUAAAAACUAGUACUUUCCUGUACUUCACA